Gracilinanus agilis (Agile Gracile Mouse Opossum) is the source of this 5086-nucleotide messenger RNA. It is a transcript of the gene ELL, whose product is annotated as elongation factor for RNA polymerase II. Lineage: Eukaryota; Metazoa; Chordata; Mammalia; Didelphimorphia; Didelphidae. Gene Ontology annotation, cellular component: transcription elongation factor complex. The record is from RefSeq and is a predicted model, not a curated record. The coding region runs from base 1 to 1836 and encodes 611 amino acids. Gene Ontology annotation, biological process: snRNA transcription by RNA polymerase II; positive regulation of transcription elongation by RNA polymerase II; transcription elongation by RNA polymerase II. Gene Ontology annotation, molecular function: cis-regulatory region sequence-specific DNA binding. The transcript is spliced from 12 exons.
AUGGCGGCACUGAAGGAAGCUCGGAGCUACGGGUUGUCUUGCGGGCGAGUGAGCGACGGCAGCAAGGUGUCUGUCUUCCACGUGAAGCUCACCGACAGCGCUCUAAGGGCCUUCGAGAGCUACCGCGGCGGUCAGGAAUCUGUUGCUUUGAGGCCAUCGAUCAAAUUUCAAGGAAGCCAAGGGCACAUCACAAUUCCCCGGCCUGGUUAUCCAACAGAAGUACGAACUUUCACAUUUUAUCUUUCAAAUAUUGGCAGGGAUAGCCCCCAAGGGAGCUUUGAUUGCAUCCAGCAGUAUGUGUCCAGCAAUGGAAAUGUUCACCUGGACUGCUUGGGCAGUAUACAGGACAAGAUUACUGUGUGUGCCACCGAUGAUUCUUACCAAAAAGCCCGGCAGAGCAUGGCCCAAGCUGAGGAGGAGACCCGCAGCCGCAGUGCAAUCGUCAUUAAACCAGGAGUUCGCUAUGUUGGCAAAAAAGUUCAGUUCCGGAAGCCAGCCCCAGCAGCUGCAGACACUGUCCCCUCAAGGAAACGCUCAACACCAAUCAAUGUUGCCAGUGCCAUCAAGAAGAGCAGUAGUGGGGUUUCUCAGCAGCCCUUCAGGGACAGGAUCAUUCAUUUACUGGCGCUGAAGCCUUACAAGAAGCCAGAGCUGAUCCUGAGGCUGCAGAAGGAUGGCCUUUCACAGCAGGAUAAGGAUAUGCUGGACAGCCACUUGCAGCAGGUUGCCAACUUGAGUGCCAAGGACAGCACAUACACAUUAAAAGAUUGCAUGUACAAGGAUGUUCAGAAGGACUGGCGUGGAUACUCCGAAGGAGAUCAACAGUUACUAAAAAGAAUUCUUGUUAGGAAACUCUGUCAGCCACAGAAUGUAGGUAAUGUUCCUGGAGAUGCACCUUCCUCAAGUCCACCACUGAAAGACCCGUUGAAUUCCUCAUCACCCCCUCAGAAACGAUCUCAGCCACUGGAUUUCAUUGACCCGCUAGCAAAUAAGAAACCGAGGAUAUCUCAUUGUACCCAAAGAACUCAGCCCACUUUCAAUGGGAAACUGAACUCUUCUAAUGGGAAGGAAAUCCCUUCUGCUUCUGGCCCAUCUUCUGUAGCCAAUUCUGUCAGCUCUAGUUCUCACCUUCCAGUCCUAGAGCUCCCCCGGCCUCACGAUCCCCUCACUGAUGUCAGCAAUGAUUUAUGUCACAAUGGCAGAGACUGUGAGAAUGCCGAGGACUCUGAGCGCCUCAGUCUCCCUCUGCUGACAGACUGUCCCCAGACCAGCAAACACAGUUGUGCCUCAUGGCAUAUGAAAACCAAGAAGAAAUCCAAAAAGCACAAAGAAAAGGAGAAGCGGAGUGAAGAGAAACACAGAGAAGAGAAGCAGGAUUGUGAACUCAUGAAGAACUCCGAUACUAAGAUGAGUGGGGCUCUGCAAGAAAGCACAGGUUUAAACGGAACAUGCAAUAAUUCUAGUGUACCAACAUCAACUUCGGAAAUGCCGGAUUAUCUAUUAAAAUAUGCCGCCAUUUCCUCCUCAGAACAACGUCAAAGUUAUAAGAAUGAUUUUAAUGCAGAGUAUAAUGAGUACCGAGAUCUGCAUGCACGGAUAGAGAGAAUUACUCGACGGUUUACACAACUGGAUGCAGAGCUCAAACAGCUUUCCCAGGGUUCAGAAGAAUAUGAGACUACCCGUGGUCAGAUUUUACAGGAAUAUUGGAAAAUCAAAAAGACCAAUACUAACUACAGCCAAGAAAAGUACCGUUGUGAAUAUCUGCACAACAAACUGGCCCACAUCAAGAAACUGAUAGCAGAGUAUGACCAGCGGCAGCUCCAGCCUUGGCCAUGACCUGUGCACGAGGGCCAGCACCGGGGCUUGGGGCACACUUCUGGCUGGCUGUGGCUGGGCAGCUGCUGCCCGCCCGCCCACCCGCCUGCCUGGGCAGAGUCAUUUCAAGCUUCAUCCUCUUGGCAUGUGCGGGGAACAGGGGAAAGUUUAAAGAAAAAGAAAAAGCAUCUAUUUAACAAAAAGUAGAGAAAUAAAAGGAAAACUCACUCAUUAAUGUCCAGGGAAAAACAUGCAAGAGAAAUCCUUGGUUUCGUAGGUUUGAGUGAGCAGCAGCUUCUCAGCCCCUGGUUGGGCUGCUGAUGGUCCUCUGGUUCCUCUCCUGCUCUCUCCCCAGUAAUGGGGGUGUCUCUGGGGGGCACAUUCUUGGGACCCGGGUCACCAGCCUAAAAAAGCAUCUUAUUUAUAUGCAAGCUGUCUGGGCGCCUUGCACAGGAUCAGCUCCUCAGCCCAUGGGUUGAGCAGGUGUCUCUCCAGCCAUCUAUCUCACAGGGUGGCUUCUCAGAGGGCUCAGGCCCAGAGCUCAGCGUUAUGUUUACUAUUGCAAAAUGCUCCCACUGACCCUGGGCCUAGGGGAGACCAGUCCCUGAAACUCCUUUGGUGACCAGCACCUGUCUUCAGCCUGCAUCGCACACGAGGUCUCCACUGUCCCGGAGGAUGCUGAGAUGUCUGUCCAACUUUUCUAGUUUUAUAUGAAGAUGGCCAAUUUUAUUCCUUGCUAAUGAGACGAUGGUCUAUUUUUGUACGAGAGAAAAUGCAUCUUUUCUAAAUCCGUGCCUCUCCUCCCUUUUGGGCCAAUGGUCUGGAUCCCUUCCCUUUGUUCUAAUUGCAGUAUUACUAAAUCAGUAGAGGCAUUAUUAUUAUUGUUAUUAUUUUGGUGAUGCCCUGUAAAAAAGAAAUGCAAGCAGCUGGAGGUAUAUAUAGAGUUGGGGGCUUUGGUUUUGACCCCUUCCAAAGAAGUAGCAGGCCCUCAGCUCUCGGAACAGAACGAGAUUGAUCGGGUUGUCCAUCUCCCUAGAUCUUUGUUCCAGACUCUGAGCCCUGCCUUACAGGUCUUCAGGGAACCACUGUGAGCUCAGUCCUGGGGGCAGGGCCCCUGUUGGGAGUCUCUGGGCUUACCUCCUUAAUCCUUUCCCUCUCCCUUUCUUUGAAUACCCCAAAGUAUUCCUCCUUCCAGUCUUUCACCUGCUUGGUGAGGGUUUCUUUGCACUAGAAAGUUCCUUCUCUAGGGGGAGUCUGUUGCCUGGAAAUAGCCCCUCCUUCCCCUUGUGUCCAACUCAGUUCUUCUGACUCCUCCCCUGCCACCUGGCAUUGGGCCAGAUGGCCACCUGAGAAGCAGUUCCUCCCCCUUCCCAUGUCUUCCGGCAUUCCUAAUUUCUGGCUAGCUUGGAAUGGAGCUGCCCUUUAGUGGUGAUGGCUGCUUGGUUAUUUUGUUGAUCCUACUGUUGGGAUUGAGUGGCAAUCUGGAUUCUCUAGCUUCCCCAGAUAGAAAAUCUGCAUUAGCAGGAGCAUAUCCUUCCCAUCAUAUGCAGUUACAACAGAUAACCUAUUUCUAUGUCUAGCCCUCUGGCUGUCUGAACAUUAAAGGACUGAGUGAACUUUUUCAUGGCAGACUCAACUCAGCAGAAGCAGCCUUUACUGUCUAGAUUUGGCCUGGAUAUGACUGAGAGGAUAUGCUUCAGUAUCCAGCAUCAUUGAACUGGCACAGCACUACUCGCCAAAUCCUAGCCAAAUAAGCUGGAAAACAGUAUGCUGGAACCAAUGGCAAUCCAUAGUGCACCGCAGAGGCAGAGUUAGCCAUGAAGGGGGAUGGAGGGUGGCUUUUCUCCCAAAUAGGGUGUGCAUCAAGGUUUACUCCAUGGCAGAUGGCUCUGCUUUGAGUACUUUAGACUACUUUCUUAGCACAAAUGAAUAGAGUUCACUGGAAUGUGAGGGAACUUCCCAGACAGGCAUGGUGGUGUUAAAGGGCCUUGUUUGAAAAUUUCAUGACCCCCAGUUUCUGGGCAGAGCCUGAUCCAGGGUAGGGUGAUCCGAGGUGGUAUGAUAGUUUUAAUUUUCUUUGGCCAGGUCUGACUGGUAGCACUAGUGGUGUUCAAGUUCAUCCCAUUGAACAGAACCUUCGAGGGCUAGUUAGGCCUUGUCUACUGGGCACUGCGCUUAAAGUAAAAGAGUAUGCUUGUAUUGGGGUUUCAGGUAGAUGUCCAAAGGGCACACCACAGGCUUUGAGAAGGAUUUAUGUUCAGGUACCCAGCCAAGGUCAGGGUGUGUCCAGCCAUAGGCAUUUAGAAGGUUGCUGCCAAAACAAGUUGUAAAGACAGGUGGUUCCCAGACAGCUGCUAUAGCCCUUGUUGGGGAGGAGUCAGAGGCAGAGAGGAUCUUUCCUGACUGUGGCUUCCCAAGAGUCGGUGGUCUCCUUUGUGGUGGAAACAGGUUGGCCUGAGUGUUCCUACUCCCUUCCAAAAAAAAACACAAAAAAAAACCCCACAAAAAAAGAAUCUCUUUCUGGAGAUAACCUGGGCCACUUUAGAGCCUGCCCAUGAAAGGUCACCAAGUGGCUCUGGAUUCUUCCAUGGAAGCACAUGGACCAGCAUUCAGAUCCUCCUGCUCAGUUUAACAGGCUUCUGAAUUUUUAUUUGCUGUUGGGGGUGGGGGUAGGGUGGGAAUGGGUAAAGUAUAUGAAGAGAUCCUAGUCUUUCUACAUCUGCUAUGAGGAUAUUUUUGCAGACAGAGUUGUAUACAGAGAUUUGUCGUAUACAUUUACACGUAUAUUCUGGAACUUAAGAGAAUUGGAAUAUAAAAGAGAAAUAUUUAAUGAAUUCAAAACUGUGAGACCCAAUUAGCCUUCAAUGCCUCUUGCUUCAUUUAUCUUUCAGACUGUCACAAGACAUUCAUUAUAAGUCAGACCUGCCUUCUUAGGAUUUUUUUUUUUCCUUUCUUUUAAGGGAUUAUGAAGCUAAGUAAAUUUGUGCUAUUUGGGGUAAUAUAAACCAGUUCUAGGUGAUUCCGUAUGAUCUAACUUAUUGAUACUGUGUUUCUACUUUGUAAUAUUGUACUGUGGAGAAAAACCGAUUUUGAGCCAUGGAGUUGGAGUUUACAAAAGCUUUCAAGUUUGCCAAAAUGUUACAAUUGAAAGGCUGCCUAGUCUUCAGCUUUCCUAAUGUUUUCUUAAAGAGCUAGUGUCCUUUUUGUACACUAAGAAGGUGAAUGCUGAUUUUGCAACAUACAAUAAAAAUUUACUGUAUUGGAAGAUAAA